Pantherophis guttatus is the source of this 2025-nucleotide messenger RNA. It is a transcript of the gene ANKRD1, whose product is annotated as ankyrin repeat domain 1. Gene Ontology annotation, biological process: regulation of transcription by RNA polymerase II. Gene Ontology annotation, molecular function: RNA polymerase II-specific DNA-binding transcription factor binding. Gene Ontology annotation, cellular component: nucleus. The record is from RefSeq and is a predicted model, not a curated record. Lineage: Eukaryota; Metazoa; Chordata; Lepidosauria; Squamata; Colubridae.
CUCCAAUUCCUAUCCUUGACACUAGAUCUGGCUAGUUAAUAUGCCUGGAAUGUGAAAACACCUAUUGCUGAACUGUUUGGAUUCCCAGGUUGGAAGAUUAUCUCACGCAGAAGAAGUUUUUGCAAAGAUAUAUAAACUAACAGAGCUUGGCAUGUCUCAGUCAAGUUGCCUUGGACAGUAAAGGCAUCUUUCUUGAGAGGAAUACUCCACUGUACCAUCAGCUUUUGAUCAGCCAAACAGCCAGGAUGAUGAUGUUACUGGUAGAAGAUCUGAUGACAGGCAAGAAGACAGAAGGUAGAGAAACAGGGGAUUUCCUUCCGGAAGACUUCAAAGAUGGAGAAUAUGAAGCUACAGUGAGAUUAGAGAAGCAAGAAGACCUGAAGACGGUCAUUGAUCCCUCAGUAACACAGCGCACUCUGACUUACAAAGAAGAGAAGGAGCUGCAAGCUGAGCUCAAGAAAAAGAAACUAGAGGCGAGAACAAAACUUGACAAUUUGGAAGACCUUGAAAAAAUCAUCACUCUGAAGAAAAGGAAAAAAGUAAAGAAGGUCAAAGUCCCAGUUGAGAAGGAACCUGAGCAAGAAGUGAUAACAGGACCUGUAGAUGUUCCCACGUUUUUAAAAGCUGCCUUGGAGAACAAAAUGCCAGUGAUUGAAAAGUAUUUAGCAGACAAAGGAGACCCAGAUGCUUGUGAUGAGUACAAGCGUACAGCCUUGCACAGGGCGUGCUCACAAGGACAUCUGGAAAUUGUGGAAAAGUUAGUAGCAGCUGGGGCUCAUCUUGAAUACCAAGAUAUGCUUGAAUCAACGGCUAUUCAUUGGACGUGUCGAGGUGGAAACGUAGAAGUUCUGAAAUUCCUCUUAAACAAAGGGAUAAACAGAAAUGCCAAAGACAAGUUGCUCAGCAGUCCUUUGCAUGUGGCAGUAAGGACAGGCCAGUAUGAAUGUGGAGAACAUCUUAUUGCAUGUGAAGCGGAUCUGAAUGCCAAAGACAGAGAAGGGGAUGCUCCCAUGCACGAUGCAGUGAGAUUAAAUCGAUAUAAAAUGAUUCGACUCCUGAUUCUCUAUGGGGCUAACCUGAACGUAAAGAACAUUGAAGGGAAAACUCCGAUGGAUCUUGUUCUACAGUGGCAAAACGGCACCAAGGAAAUCUUCAACAACCUGAAAGAGAAUGCCUAUAAGAAUUCCCCCAUAGAUACGUUCUGAAAACCAGAUUGAAAGCUUCAGGGAAUGACCGUUUCUUUGCAGGUGGCAUCAUUAUCAGCGUAAAGAACAAUGUGAAGAAUAGAUCCUGGAUACAUGAUGCCAUUUUUGCCUCAAGCUAGUGUUUUAACUUUGGAAUAAGUCUGAGGACAGAAGAUUCAAAGGCACGGCUUGAAUGUUACAAUUCCACUGGUUUCAAGUUGUUGUUUUUUUUAAUUUAUUCCUAUUUAUAUCUUGUAUUCCAUUCUUCCCUUUUUCUUGGAUGAAGUUUCUUUGGCUGUUAAUUUCUCUGGUGAUUUUUCAAAAUGUCCUGUUGAUACUAGAAUCGUAGAAGGUAACUGAAGUGAUAAUCAUCCAAGAGCAUUUAUACAAGACAAUCACGUUUCUGAAUGUAUUAGCAGCUUCACAACAAGCUUCUCUCCUCCCAACUUAACCCCAACAUAAUUAAUUUUUAGGUGUCACCCAACAUUUCUGCUGAAUUGCUAUUAUCAGAGUAAACUGUUAAAGCCAAAGAAUGGGGGCUGGAGAACAGAGGUAUGGAAAGCGAUGACAUUAGAAAGGAACAGCGGAAGUAGGAUGAAAAAAGGAACAGAUCUGGUUUAUUUUAAGUUUAUUACGAAGAGUAGACCAGUUUUACUCAAAAUAGUGGACAAUGAACUACAAAGUUCAAAGUGGAACAUUACGUAAAGGAAGGUGUUGAAGUGAAGUAGAAGAAAAUGCAAUUAUUUUUACAUGCUCGGUAAUGGAAGAAAAGUUCUGUAUAUUUGUAUGGCUUUUUAUGUACAUUUUGUAUUAAAUUCCCUUUAAGAUUUAAAUAAGAGAA